UUUUUUUUUUUUUUUGCCGCGAAAUAGCCAAGGCGCGGCGGUACCGCGGGGCGCGGGGGUCCCGGGGCAGGUGGGCGCCAUGUCGGGCUUCGACGAGCCCGGCAUCUACUACAGCGACAGCUUCGGCGGCGAGCCGGCGGCGGACGAGGGGCAGGUGCGGAAAUCCCAGCUGCAGCGGCGCUUCAAGGAGUUCCUGCGGCAGUACCGCGUGGGCACGGACCGGACGGGCUUCACCUUCAAAUACAGAGAUGAGCUCAAGCGGCAUUACAACCUGGGUCAGUACUGGGUGGAGGUGGAGAUGGAGGACCUGGCCAGCUUCGAUGAAGAUCUCGCUGACUACCUGUACAAGCAGCCCGCUGAGCACCUGCAGCUGCUGGAAGAAGCAGCAAAAGAGGUUGCAGAUGAGGUCACCCGUCCUCGUCCUUCGGGGGAGGAAACCCUCCAGGACAUCCAGGUCAUGCUGAGAUCAGACGCCAACGCAGCCAGCAUCCGUAGCCUGAAGUCCGACCAGAUGUCCCACCUUGUGAAGAUCCCCGGGAUCGUAAUUUCGGCAACCCCCGUGCGAGCCAAAGCCACCAAAAUAGCCAUCCAGUGCCGCAGCUGCCGGAACACCAUCAACAACAUCGCCGUGCGCCCGGGCCUCGAGGGGUAUUCUCUCCCUAGGAAAUGCAACACAGAACAGGCCGGCCGCCCGAAGUGCCCACUGGACCCCUAUUUCAUCAUGCCAGAUAAGUGCAAGUGCGUGGACUUCCAGGUCCUGAAGCUGCAGGAGUCCCCCGACGCCGUGCCACAUGGGGAGAUGCCCCGCCACCUGCAGCUGUACUGCGACAGGUACCUGUGUGACAAAGUUGUCCCAGGCAACAGAGUCACUAUCAUGGGCAUUUACUCCAUCAAGAAGUCUGCCCAGAGCAAGAACAAGAGCCGGGACAACGUCGGUGUGGGCAUCCGAAGCGCUUACAUCCGCGUGGUGGGCAUCCAGGUGGACAUGGAGGGCUCAGGACACAGUUUUGCUGGCUCGGUGACCCCUCAGGAAGAGGAGGAACUUCGUUGCCUCGCUGCCAUGCCCAACAUCUAUGAGACGAUAGCCAAGAGCAUCGCGCCCUCCAUCUAUGGCAGCGCUGACAUCAAGAAGGCCAUUGCUUGCCUCUUGUUUGGAGGCUCUCGCAAGAGGCUCCCAGAUGGGCUGACCCGCCGAGGAGACAUCAACUUGCUGAUGCUGGGUGACCCUGGUACGGCCAAAUCCCAGCUGCUGAAGUUUGUAGAGAAGUGUUCACCAAUUGGGGUGUACACCUCGGGGAAAGGCAGCAGUGCUGCCGGCCUGACAGCCUCGGUCAUCCGCGACCCGUCCUCAAGGAGCUUCUUCAUGGAGGGAGGAGCCAUGGUGCUGGCAGACGGCGGAGUGGUGUGCAUCGAUGAGUUUGACAAGAUGCGGGAGGAUGACCGUGUGGCCAUCCACGAAGCCAUGGAGCAGCAGACCAUCUCCAUUGCCAAGGCAGGCAUCACAACUACGCUGAACUCCCGCUGCUCGGUGCUUGCAGCUGCCAACUCCGUCUUUGGGCGUUGGGAUGAGACCAAAGGCGAGGAGAACAUUGACUUUAUGCCUACCAUCCUGUCCCGAUUUGACAUGAUCUUCAUUGUCAAGGAUGAGCACAACGAGGAGCGAGAUGUGACGUUGGCCAAGCACGUGAUGUCCUUACACGUCAGUGCCUUGACGCAGACCCAGGCUGUGGAGGGUGAAAUCGAACUGAACAAGCUGAAGAAGCUCAUCUCCUUCUGCCGCACGAAAUGUGGCCCCCGGCUGUCGGCGGCAGCGGCGGAGAAGCUGAAGAACCGCUACAUCCUGAUGCGGAGCGGCAGCCGCCAGCACGAGCAGGAGAGCGACCGUCGCUCCAGCAUCCCCAUCACCGUCCGGCAGCUGGAGGCCAUCGUGCGCAUUGCGGAGUCCCUCAGCAAGAUGAAGCUGCAGCCCUUUGCCACCGAGGCAGAUGUUGAGGAGGCCUUGAGGCUCUUCCAGGUGUCCACGCUUGAUGCAGCCAUGUCGGGCAGCCUGUCAGGGGCGGAAGGCUUCACGACGCAGGAGGACCAAGAGAUGCUGUCCCGCAUUGAAAAGCAGCUCAAGCGCCGCUUUGCCAUCGGCUCGCAGGUGUCGGAGCACAGCAUCGUCCAGGACUUCAUGCGGCAGAAAUACCCUGAGCAUGCCAUCUACAAGGUGCUGCAGCUGAUGAUGCGACGGGGGGAGAUCCAGCACCGCAUGCAGCGCAAGGUCCUCUACCGCAUCAAGUGACCUGACCCUAAGUCCCCCACACAGGAGGGAAGAGACAGUGGUGGCUGCCUGACAAGAGCCCUGUGGGGUUGGUGCUGGUGCCUGGAAGAAGCUUUUCCUUGGGGAGCCAGACAGCCUGGGGCCCCUUUAACCACGGUUUGGGGCAGCCAGGCUUCCCCUUGGAUGCCUCACUGUUGUGUCACUUCAGUGUUUCUUUAAUCUCCAAAAGCUUUUAGUUUGUAUUAAAAUAAAAGCUGGUAUUGGUA
Cygnus atratus (black swan) is the source of this 2529-nucleotide messenger RNA. RefSeq names its product minichromosome maintenance complex component 5 (gene MCM5). Bases 80 to 2284 code for a protein of 734 amino acids. The record is from RefSeq and is a predicted model, not a curated record. Gene Ontology annotation, cellular component: nucleus; MCM complex. The transcript has 16 exons. NCBI's taxonomy places the organism in Eukaryota, Metazoa, Chordata, Aves, Anseriformes, Anatidae. Gene Ontology annotation, biological process: DNA replication; double-strand break repair via break-induced replication; DNA replication initiation. Gene Ontology annotation, molecular function: single-stranded DNA helicase activity; 3'-5' DNA helicase activity; single-stranded DNA binding.